Gamsiella multidivaricata is the source of this 1341-nucleotide messenger RNA. RefSeq names its product WD40-repeat-containing domain protein. Bases 1 to 1341 code for a protein of 446 amino acids. Gene Ontology annotation, molecular function: protein binding. The transcript has 3 exons. The record is from RefSeq and is a predicted model, not a curated record. NCBI's taxonomy places the organism in Eukaryota, Fungi, Mortierellomycota, Mortierellomycetes, Mortierellales, Mortierellaceae.
AUGAAGAAGGAGAAGAACAGCAGCAACAACAAGAACAAAGCCGGACCGAAUUCAGGAGCAGGGUUAUCCAAGAAGAAGAAGAGUGUCACCGGCGCUGCCCCCAAUUUCAAAAAGAACGUCUCGGUCACCGCCCCUGUCAAGAAGACGGCUCCCAAGCCCAAGAAGGUCGAGGUCGUUCCUGAGGGUGCCACGUUGGAGGACUUUAGAAUCGUCGCAGGAACCUAUGAGAACAUCCUUUAUGGUGUUGAUGCUUAUUGGAACGAGGACAUGACCUUGAGAUUGUCGCCAGUCUUCAUCUUCUCCGCACACAUCGGAUGCAUCAAAUCACUAGCGAUCGGCGGGCAUCUCCUCGCCUCCGGAAGCACGGACGAAAAAAUUCAAUUGUACGAUCUUAAGCGCAGGAAGGAACUCGGUGCAUUAUUGCAGCACCAGGGCACGAUCACUUCGCUCACCUUCCACAAUAAGACACACAUGCUCUCGGGAUCCGAAGAUGGCAAGGUCUGUGUCUGGCGAUCGAAGGAUUGGGAGUGCCUCAAGAGCAUGAAGGGACAUCAGGCCUCGGUCCAUUCGAUCGCUAUCCACCCCUCUGGAAAGAUUGCGCUGAGCGUCUCGGUAGAUCAUUCGGUCAGGCUGUGGAAUCUGUUGUUGGGCAAACAGGCGAGCAUGACGAGGUUGCAGGCGGAGGGAUUGAAGGUUGCAUGGAACCCUAGUGGAACGGGGUACUCGAUUAUGUUUGAUCAGGAAAUCGGUAUCUACGAUAUGGCUACUGCCAAGUGUAUCCGUACGAUCAAACCCGCGAGGAAAACCCGUUUGAACACUAUGGCCUAUUACAAAGAUGACUACCUCAUCGUUGGCUACGAGGACAAGAUGGUUCGCGUCUACAACACAUCCACGGGUGAUCUCGUCAAGACCCUGGUCGGACAUGCUACCCGUAUCAAGGCCCUCGAUCUAGUCACGGUCCCCUACACACCUGAUGAGAAAUCCAACAAGGGCUUUGUCGGUCGUCCCGAGACCAAGAUGAUCGAUCUCUUGACGACGGCGUCCUCGGAUGGAACAAUUUUAGUCUGGAAUCUUGAGGACGUCGUGGCCCCAGCUGCCAAUGCAGAUGAUAUCAACAUGAAGAAGCACAUUGGAGAGCACAAUACCGAUAUGAGAGUCACCAGCUUGGCGACUCAGAAGGGUAUCUGGAAGAAUGUCGGUGUUGAGGCUGUCGCUGGUGGUGGACAGGAAGAGGAAGAGGACGAGAGUGAAGACGAGGAAAUGGAGGGUGGGCAACCUAAGGAAGACUUAGUUAAGGACGAAGAGGAGGGUAGCGAAGUCGAUAGCGAAGAUGACGAAUAG